Molecule: messenger RNA, 10622 nt
Organism: Xyrichtys novacula (pearly razorfish)
Lineage: Eukaryota; Metazoa; Chordata; Actinopteri; Labriformes; Labridae
Source: the annotation of a GenBank genome assembly
CAACAUUUAUCUCUCGAUGGGAUGUCUAACUCAGUGUUACAGUGUGUUUGACCCUAAUUAAUUUUACGCCGGAAUAUCCCUGUAAAUCAGUUUUUUGACCCCACCCACCCUUUGCAAAGAGAGAAAGAAUAUCUCAGUAGCUGGUCGGUUAAUAUUGAAACUUCGGUCCUUGUCUCCCUCAUGUGGUGUGAAAAGGAUGUUACACUUUGUUUAAGUGUCUCUAUGGUGAUGAAAGUGUCAGCAGCACAAGAUUUCCGGGAUUUAAGGAGUUGAGUGUUCAGUUGAAAUACUGAAGUAGAGCAGAACUGGUUUUUAAAGAAGGAAACUCCUCUAUCCAAAGACCGUCAGAAAGCUCUGAUGCACUGACUCUACUGAAAAGAUUUAUACUGAACAAGCAGGAAAAAGGACAUUUGUGGGGUAAGAGCAACUACCUUAUGGCUACUGUUUUAUUGCAUCAGUUAUCAAAGUCACCGUCUAGUCAAUGAGUUCAUAUACUCCAUGGUGAAUAUUUCUUUUGCUUCUCCUGUUUCAUUAGGACAUUGACACCGUUAAAGCAACACAUUAACUCAUGAGAGCUGUAAUGGAAGAAUGAAGAAAAUAACUUAUCUGUUCAUUUCAAUCAGAAAAUGAAGAUGUAAACUUGCAGGCAUGCAGUAAAAGUUCAAUUACAAAAAAUAAUCAUGAACCACAGGUGACUUUUAAAGUUCAAAACACAACCAUGGAACGCCAUCCAUCCACAAGAGCAAGUUGUCUUGUGCAGAAACUCCUGGAGGAUUCUGGGAAUCAAAGGCCGAUGAGGGACCUGGAGUUGAGUCUUCUCUGUGAGUCUCUGUUCAGCGAGCAGCAGAAACUGAAGCAGGUGCUGGACUGGGCUCACGCUUUCCUGAGCGGAGGGUCAGAGGUUCACAGUGAGUUCUGCAGAGCUGAGAGUUUGAUGCUGGCUGAGAAAGAGGAAAAUUCACCGUUAUAUGAAAGUUCAUGUGAAACCACAUAUCACUAUGCCCGCUGUACUGAAGGUGGUAAUGAAAUUUUUGAAGGAAGAGGAGCAGCUGAAGAUACAGAGAAAGUCUGGAAACUUGUGUCCGAUGGUCACCUCUCUUCAUGUGCAAAAUCUCCCCCAGACACUCCCUUCAUACCCCUCACUUCCACUCCAGGAACAGAUAAAGUUACUCAGCAAAGAAAUGUGAAAAGUAUGGAUGCCUCUGACAAACAGACUCUCAGCCAAAGUGACAAGAACAACAUUUUUACAGCAAGCAGUGCACCAUACCUAAAGAAAGAAUCAAACCGUCCAAACACUUUAAGGACUAAAGCAGCUGAAGAAAGUGAAACACCAGGACACAGGGUGGAAACAAAGAAGGGCGUUGUACGGGAGAAAACUGAGGAUGUUUGGAUGCAGAGAGGAAUGAAGAAGAUAACUGAGGAGCAGGAGUCUAGCCCAGAAUUUGCAAUGUCUUCAAAGAAAACCAAAGAAAAAAGUGAGUUUGAAAUGACCCAAGAAAAAGAGAGAAAGACUCCAAGUCAGAGUCAUUUAGAAAUACCUCAAACUCUGACCGUAUAUGAGCAGUACCAGUGCUGUGUAGAUCAGCUGCACCGCCUCAGACUGAGACAGAGGAAACAACUAGAACCUGCAAGAGAAACACAAUCAUCUGAACAAACUACUGUGAAUCCUGAUGUUCAACAACUUUUGUGUGAAAAUGAGAGGAAAAACCCUGCAGACAAUCAUCCAAUAGGACAAUCAGAUGCAUCAAAGUACAUUGAAAAAAUGGAAACACUUGAUCAUGUACAGACUAAAGACUGUGACAAGCUUAGAGACAGAGGUAAACACAAAACAUGUCUGCAGUAUGAUGGCAAAAAAUGUUACAAAUCAUUGAAGGAGAAGACAGAGAGCGAAACCUCGAUAGAUUAUUUUAGUCGUACAUCUGUGGAGCAGCUGACAGCUACACUGAAUGAUGAUGUUGUUGUUGCCGUGGAGAGGACUGCUGCAAUCACUGUUGAUCCAGGUACUUAAGAAUCAUUCAUUGAUUAAUCAUUUCAGGCUGUUUCAUAACAAGCUAAAAACUCCUCACAGGAACUUUAAGACAUCACGUGACUUUAAAUGGUGUUAAUGUGAAAAGGGUUAAAAAGUUUAAUGCUAAAUUUUAGUCUUUGUCACUCUUUGUGUGUGUCCAGGUCCAUGUUUGAAGACCAAAGGAAAAAAUCAGGGUUUAAAGCAUCACCAAAGCAGUGUCAGAGGACAGAGGAAAAAAGCUGGGAGUAGAGGAGCCUCACUGGGACUCUAUGAAAAGUCAAAUAGUUACAUGCAUUUAUUGAACAAGAAUGAGAUACUACAAAGGUAACAGACAAAGAGUCAAAUACAUACACAUCAAUAAUAUUUGCUACUGUACCUUUGGACCAUAUUUGUCCUCCUAUUCUGCAUUGUUUUUUUAAUUUGCUCUAAAUAUUGUCAUCAAAUAUAGAAAAAUGGAAACAAAACAACUUUAUGGGACAUAAACACAACUCUACUUGUCUCUCCAGCAGACCUCUGUCAUCACAAGUAAAUAGAAAUGCAGAUGCUCACACUCUAGCGGAUCAAAUGAAGGCUUCCUCAGACUGUAAAGCUACACACACAACGCUGUACGACAACCCUACAUGGAAAUCUGCAGCUGUGGGUGAGUUUGACACCAAGAUGAUUUUAAGACCAUAUUGAUUAUAUUUAACAGUUUCGCUGCAUUUUACACAUUGAUUGUUUUUUUUUUUUCGUCUUUCUGUGAGAGAAGCUCUGAUCAGAGGGAAAGUUCAUGUGGGGAAAAUUAAAUCAAGGAAUCUAGAAAGAGUUCUGCACUGUUGUUUAACUCAACAAUAAUAAGAUAAAAUGUUCUAACAUUACAACUUUACAAAUAUAUAACAGGUGCAUGGAGAUGUGAAAAAGCUAACUGCAAAUACAGGGUAAGAACUUUCUUUCUACUCUUCAGAUAUUAUCAGUCUGCACACGGUCAAGGUUUAAAGAUGUAAAGCUUCUGACAGAAUAUGUGAGAUAUUUGUUUUGUUUGACAUUAAUAGUGGUACAUCUCAGCUGUGGUUGUUAUUCCCUAUUUCAGCCAGCAGGUGUCGCUGUCAAUGCACACUGGUUGUCUCUCCCUGAUGAGGUGUGGCUGUCUGUCCUGUCCCUGCUGCCUCUCAGGGAUCUGAGCAGAGUGAUGCAGGUCUGCAGACGCCUGCACACACUGGCUACAGAUCACACACUCUGUGAGUCAACCCCACUCUGCUAUUAACACUGAAUAUAUGCAGAUUAGGUAUGAGACUAUAUCUGUUAGAGUUUGACUACUCAGGAUGAAUGUUUGGAGAAAGAUGUGCAAUAGAAAAGUUUUCAGAUUUUUGAGUGAAAUAAGCAAAAUCACAGUUUUCAAUGCCUGACUUACAGGCAGGUAUUUCAGUAUACACACAAGAGAACCAUAGGUAAAAUGAAUUACUAUACAUCAAUAAUUACCUCUAUGUCAACCUGGCAAUUUUGGAUGUUAAACUACGCCAUAACUUCCAAGUGUUGGGUAGUUAAAACUUCAGACAUGCUUUGUUAUAUUUUAAACAUCAUGUGAAGUGAAUAAAAACAAAACAAGGUAGGUACUGAUGAAAAACAGCCUGAUUUAACCUGUGUGAAAAAAACUUUCUGCAGCAUGAUCAAGCAGGGUAUAAAUACAGCCCAAGAAGUGUUUUUUUAACUCUACUUUUCAUUACAUAUGAUUCUUCAUUUUACCCCCCCCCCCCAAAAAAAAAAAAAUGAAAUUGCCUAAUCAGCACAGCAACUUGGUAAUCAAUAACCAAAACAACUGCCAUGUAUUAAGUAUCAAUAGCUGCCUUACAAAUAAAGUGUGUUCAAAAGUCCAAAGUUUUCCACUGUGACCUAAUAAAUCUGAGUAAAUGACUAAAACGAAAAUGGUCAACAAAGGUACAAAUGACUUCUUAUUUAUAAUUUACACAUGUAGAAAUACCUCAAACUCUGACCAUAUAUGAGCAGUACCAGUGCUGUGUAGAUCAGCUGCACCACCUCAGAUUAAGACAGAGGGAAAAACUAGAACCUGCAAGAGAGAAACAAUCAUCCGACCAAACAACUGUGAAUCCUGAUGUUCAGCAACUUCUGCGUGAAAAUGAGAGGAAAAACCCUGCAGAUAAUCAUCCAAUAGGACAAUCAGAUGCAUCAAAGUACAUUAAAAAAAGGAAACACUUGAUUAUGUACAGACCAAAGACUGUGACAAGCUAAGAGACAGAGGAAACCACAAAACAUGUCUGCAGUAUCAAAGUAAAAAUAGCUUAAGAAGUGUUUUCAUAACUUUACUUUUCAUAACAUGAUUCUUCAUGUUAUCUCCCCAAAAUAAAAAUAAAAGUGAAUGAGAUAAAUAACAUUGAGUCUUUGCUGUUACAUAAGUUGAAUGUCCUCAACCUUUCCAACUUUUCCAGUGUGUGUGUGUGUGUUGGGCAGCACAUGGUGCAUUCUCAUGAUGUAAGUAGUUCCAUUGUGGAGGUGUCCUGCACCACUCCCUGGACAAACACACAGUGAGAUAACCCAGAGCUGUACCAUCACAUGAUCUCCACCAGCACAUACACUGGAGAUCACAGAUUCAACCAGACUAUUUCCCUCUCUCUCUCUCUCUCUUCAUCUCUCUCUCUCUCUCUCUCUCUCUCUCUCUCUCUCUCUCUCUCUCUCUCUCUCUCUCUUCAUCUCUCUCUCUUCCUCUGUAGGGAGAGAUGUGAAGGUUGAAAACUCCACCCUGACAGAGCAGUGGUUCCUCUUGAUGUGCACACGUCGUCCUCGCAGUCUGAGUCUGUACAGCUGCAGUGGACCCUCUCUCUCCUUCCGUGGACUGGGGAGGUUUUUCACUCAGUGCAGAAACUCUCUGGAGGUAAAACUGCUGAUCAGAGCUGACCUUAUCAACGUGCUCCGAUUUAUCAACUGUUCAGAUCAGUAUUGUGUUGAUGUUUGCCAUCACAUGGUUUUACAGGGUGGCCCUCAAGCCUCAAGAUUAGACCGUUGAAAUCAAUUAGCCACUGUUCUUUUUCAAGGAAAGCUAUUCUUGAUUUACCAGUGACCCACAUUUUUUUAUUCCUCCUCUGAGACUGAGACUCUAUUGACACAACACAACACAUAACACAAGAAGUACUAUUCUUUCAGUGUGUAUAGAGCAGAAAUGUCAUCCUUUUUACCGUCUGAAAAACAACCUCUAGAAACAUGACAUGAACAUGAUAUGGAUGCUGCUUAUUGAUUGGUUAGAUCAUAUUGUAGUACCAAAGUUCAGAGUGCAUUUAUUCUCUGCACUGUUACUACAAUGACACAGUUAUUAGUGAACAAAUCCUCAGUGUUAAAGGGAUAUUCCGGCGUAAAAUUAAGUUAGGGUCAAACACACCAUAACACCGAGUUAGACACCCCCUCGAGAGAUGAAUGUUGCCAACCGAUUGCUUCUCUAGUUAUACCAACUUUAGUAACAACUUCACGAUAGCAAUACAGAGAGCCACACGCUCAACCAAAACACCACAAUAUAGCCACAAAUAAUGCUCAGAACAGCACCUAACUUCAUCAACAGUACAUAUAGGGUCCCAGCCCUAGCACUAUCCACCAAACAUCUUUUUAACUUUGCCUAAUUUCUUUUGCAAAAACACCAAACACAACUCACCCUCUCUCUUCCAGCAGCCGCUUGUUUGUAUGGAGACUUCCGGGCGAGUCCAUUGACUGCAGCGGGGUGACGCAGCUCAAGGAAGACCAUUUAUGAUUAUUGCUUUAACACAGUAGUUCUUCUGCCUUAGCAUCUUGGUCUGAUCACAUUUUCAUGAGGAAAUGAUCAUAAAUGUUCUUCCUUGAGCUGUGUCACCCCUCAGCAGUCCGUAUUGGACUGGCCCGAGGUCUCGCUACAAACAAGCAGCUGCUGGAAGAGAGAGGGUGAGUUGUAUUUUGUCUCUUUGCUAAAGAAAUUAGGCAAAGUUAAAAAGAUGUUUGGUGGCUAGUACUAUGGCUGGGACCCUAUAUGUACCGUUGAUGAAGUUAGGUGCUGUUCUGAGCAUUAUUUGUGGCUAUAGAGUGGUGUUUUGGUUGAGUGAGUGGCUCUCUGUAUUGCUAUCUGUGGUCGUUACUAAAGUUGGUAUAACUAGACAAACAAGCAAUUGGCAACAUUCAUCUCUUGAUGGGGUGUCUAACUCAGUGUUAUGGUGUGUUUGACCCUAACUUAAUUUUACGCCGGAAUAUCCCUUUAAGCUUCCUGUUACUCGUAUUUACCUGAAAUAUCACUUAAGCAAAGUCAUAAAAUAUAUCACCACAUAUAAUGCGAGGUUGGUAACAAUGAUUAGGUUGUGAAUGUCAGGUGUGUCUGUAUUAUCUAAAGUGUUAUGUAAUGUUUGCCAGGUGUUAAUCACAAGAAGAUAAACUGAUUGCCAUGGCGACAAAACUGUAGCUAAAGAUAUGUACUUGAAUGAAUUACAUGCAUGAAGGUCCAAAUAGGACAUUGCUGAACUUCUCCUCAGUUCUGUGAAAAGUAUUUACAUUUGAAGCAUCCUAGUUUCCCUUGUCAAUAAUGUUUAAAUGGAUUCUUCACUAAUUUAAGAUACUGUAGCAAGUUAUUUAUCAACUGAUCAUACCAGCACUGUGCAAAUUCAUCUUUAAUAUGAACUAGAGUUAAUUUCAAAGUGUUAUUUGUUAAUUACAGGAAAUCCACAUCACAAGUUGCACAGGUCCAGGCCUCCAUGGUGACCAGAUGCUGUCCCUGAUUGGUCAGCUGUGUGAUCAUGUGACUGACGUGGACAUGAGCUGGAGCGGGACAACAGAUGCAGGAGUUAAAGCUCUGACUGACUGCUGUUCUCGGUCACACAAACAAAUAUGUCCCUAAAACUGUUAAUGAAAGCCCACUUUUAGCUGUUUUGGUCAAAAAUAAAUAACAUGCUAAAGUCUGAUGUAUCAACAACAUGAUAUACCUGUGUGAAAUCCCAGUUUACUCCUUUUUUCUACACAUUUAGAUCAUGUUGUUGUUGAUUUUUAAGGUUUCCAGUAUACACAGUAUUGAUCCUUUAUUUAUCUUUACUGUAGGUUGAGACUAAAAUCUGUUGUCCUGAAUGGAUGUCAAAUCACUGAUGACCCGAUGAAAAAACUCAUCACCAGACACAAUACGAGGUCAGUAUAAGUACAUCUUUAUUCAUCCAUCAUCUCUAAAAAUGUAGAGCUACUAUUACUUGUAUGAUUGUGCAUAUUAGGACUGGGAAUCAACAAGAGACUCACCAAACAAUACCGUAUGAUAUGAUGGGAUACAACGCCAUACAAUACUACAUGACACACGAUAAGUAGCCCAUAAUAAGAGUAUACUUAGUACAGUGAUACUGAGUCGAUUUAUAUAGGCUACUGCAAGACAACCGUAUAAUGAUACAUAAGACUUGAUUUACUGAAGAAUACAAGUGAAAGAGGUGAUUCAUGAAGUCUAACCCUUUACAGCUUUGACUUUCUUUGGCCCGUUAACUUCCCUUCACUUUGCCCUUAAUGCACUAAAGACUUUGAUGGUGUGGCUGACUGUUGUUUUUAUUUAAUGUUUUUAAACUUCAAUGUGUGUGUGUUUUGUUUUGUUUUUUUCCAGCUGGAUUGUACUUGACACUCACAUUAGUAUUUUGACUUUGCAUUACAGUAGAUAAUCUGAUCAUAUGUGAUUUGGAUGAGGACUAUAUCUCUUUUUGUUUCUGCUGUGUGAAUGUGUUUUCAUUUCAGCCUGUGUAGAUUGGAGAUGUUCGGCUGUCAGUUUCUCACUCCAUCAUGUCUACAGACAAUAUAUGAGGUACUUUAUUUUCAAAUGUAAUAACAGGAUGUAAACAAUAAAUAAGCAAAAACAAAUGCGAUUCAUUACUUUGGCCUGUUUCAUAUAUAUUUUUGUGUUUUAGAUGUGUCCAGACCUCCAACAUCUUAACAUUGGACAAGUGCCAAAAGUCAACACAGACUGUCUCACAGCGAUAACAUCCUAUCUUAAGCGUCUCAUUUCACUAAAUCUCUCUGGACUCCUGGCUGUGAGAUCAAAUUUUGUGAUUUAAAACAUCCAAAAGGGAUGAAUCUGUCUUUGAAACUUUAAAAAACUUCUGACUGUGCUGAUGGAGUCUCAUUUGUACGAAAGAGGAUUAGAGCCACACAAGGAGAAAAAAACAACUACAGGAAGAAAAUUAUGAUUAAGUAAAUUUAGGUUGUGAACAUUGUCGAAAUUUCAAGAUAAAAAAAAAAAUUGAGAUUAAAGUCAAAAUUUUGAGAUUAAAUUCAACAUUUAGACUUUUUUCAAUUUUGACUUUGACUUGGAAAUUUAAAAAAUCUCCCUCCUGUAAUUAUUUUUUUUCUUUUCUUGUGGCCCUAAUCCUCUUUUUGUACAUACAUUGACCUCCAUGUUUUGAUAAAUUAUCUGCCUCUGUAUUUAUUGGCUGUUACAGGUUUCCGAUGCCACAGUGGACACUUUGCUGCAGAACUGUGUUGAACUCCUGAGUCUGACUCUCAGUUCCUGUCCUGGAGUCACAGACCUGACACUGCACAGCAUCAGCAAGUACACACCUUCGAUCAAGUGCGUUCAGACAACAACAUAUUUUAGAGUGAAGCGUAUUGGCUUGCAUCAGUCAGUUUGAAUGUGGUGUUGUUUACCCAUUAAUUAAAAAAUCAAAUCUAAACUCUAAAUCAUUACCAAGAAUAUGGAGUCAUUUGAGCGUGUGGUUGUUAAUCUUACAUCACCUGUCCUUAUCAUCCUCUUGGUGUGAUCUUAUGUUUGUGUGUCAGAUCCUUGGAUGUGAACGGCUGUAAGGCAGUUACAGACACAGGAAUUCAAUAUCUAGCUCUGGGAUGUAGACGACUUCAGCAGCUGGAUGUCAGUUCCACCUGCACAGGAAACAGAGGGUACAACACGCUGAAAAUGUGGAAUAAGUGUAAAAUCUAACGCUCACUAACAGGAAUUAUGUGUGUGACGCAGGGUGUCUCUGCUGGCAAAUUACUGCAAUGAACAUCUGCAUACUGUCAAACUGAGUUUCUGUCACGUCGGCACAGAGAAAAUACUGAAGCUCUGCAAACACUGCAAAAGGUGAGGACACACACACUCACAGAAAUAUUUAGGCCUCAUUGCAUAAAAAAUUUCCAUCCAUUUGAAUUACUUAGAUUUAACAUAAACAGGCCAAUAAACUUUAUGUGUCGCAUAUUUGUCAGUCAAAUGUAAAUGAGAUCAUUAAGAAUUAGAUUUUUGUAAUAAUACCAAGAAACUAAAUGUGUUAAGAUUUAUGUAUUCAUCAUUAAUAUAUCCAAUUUGUUUCUGUCUAAUAACUUUUAACUAAAUGAAUCUUGGUUGAUCCAGAGCUCAUCAUAUUUAAUUCAUAUUCAUACAUUUUAACUGAUUAAAUUGAAUUGUUUUCAGAAUAGCAGUUUUUUAAAGAAACUUGAAUAAAUAAAUUCUAAAAUAUUUAAUAAUUUAAAAUUGAAUAGAUUUAAAUACUUAAAAAUAAACAGUUUUUCUGAGUGUUGGUCCAUAAAAACAGUUAUUACCUCUAACACAUAAUAUGCUAUGAUGAAAUUUGAUUUGGCCCUCAGAUUAAAGUCAGCUCACUUAAAAUAAGUAUAAAUGUAAUACAUUAUUCUUAAAUAUGUUAUUACAUGAAUCAUAACUAUUCCAGGAGGCCUAAUAAAAUCAUUAAAAGAGACAUCUAAAUUAUAUAUGCAGCAUUUAUAUUUGUUAUUGAUUAAUGUUGAUUGUUGCAUUUCAUAACAAAUCGUAAAAUUAGGGAGUUAAGUUGUUGAUAUAAGACAGGGGAACACCCUGAACAAGUAUCACUGGUUAUUUAUUGAGCUGACACGCCGAGAAAAACAACCAGUCACAUUUGUACCAUGUGCACCUUGAAGUCACCAGUUAACUGAACAGGCGUGUCUUUGGACUGGGAAAGGAAGCUCCAGUAUCCUGAGAGAACAUCAAAAAGGAGAAACUCCAAACACAGAGGCCCCCUGUUCAGAGAUUCAAACUAGGAACCCUCUCGCUCUGAGGUGACAGUGAAAAAGUCAUAUUUAAAAAGUUGAUGCUGUCGUGAAAACAUGAGAGAUCGGUAAAAUUUGCUUGGAAAUCCUCUUUUUACUCAGUGCAGCUUUCAUAAAACAGCAGCAGACGUACCACGAACAGCAGCCUGCUUUCUUAACAUGACAAGCACAGUGUGAGAAAAGCAACUUUGUACUUCCAAGCAUGAAAACAAUGACUGUCUGUUUGGUGGGGAUACUCAGAGGAGAUCAGCUGCCACGGCUGGUGGUGUUAUCAUAAAGUGAUGUCUGGAUUUGAAAUUUUAAAGAGUUAAUCUGGCAAACACUACCCAAACCAAUCAUGUGACAAUAAGAAAGAAAUCGACACACUGUUUGCUGUUACCAUGUUGUUUUUUUCUUUUAGGUUGAGGGUGCUCCAUCUCUACGGCUGUGCUCGACUCCCCACUGAGGGAGAGAUCAGACGAGUAAACACUGCUGUUCAAGUUCAGCCUCUGCCUUGACUCACAAUCACAAACAUCUGAACACAGCGGGACAAAUACACAUGACAGAGCCCUGAGCACAAUUCCACUGAGCAGCAUUCAUUGACUCAUUAUGACUUCUGCUGAAGAGGGAUUCAAAUGCAUUAAACGUAUGUGAGCAAAAG